GAACCAGCGGUAAAAUAAUCCAAUUCGGUACCAGCAGAAUAUCGUCGUUAAAAGAUGCGGACGUUCUUCUCAGAGCCAAAAACUUUACGGGAAGCUAUCAAGCCAUUGGUUUAUUUAAACUGGUUCUUGGGAUUGGGCAUUUUUCGACAACCGAAUCACACUGCCUUCAUGCAUUUUGCUAUGCAAUUACAUACUGUUAUUGCUAAUACGAUGAGGCUAAUCAUCACUUACAUAGGUAUGGCUGACGCGCUACAAAAGCUAGAUUACGGAAACAUAUCCCCAAUGUCUAUCAUGAUGUAUAAGACACUUAUGUGGAUAAGUUCCUGCAUCGUAGUGAGUACACCACUGUUAGUAUGGAUCCGAAAAAAGUCGUGUAGAGGGUGUUUGCAAGAGAUGACUGCCUUAGAAGAUCUGUUUCAAUCUACUCUUGGAAUUGAAAACAAUUAUAAAAAAUUACACACUCGUAUAAAUAUCCGAUCGAUCAUCGGUGUCUUAAUCGUGUCCAUAGUGAGCAUUUCGGACCAGGCCAUGAACCCAGACAGGUUUCAGGGGCCGUUAAAUAUAUGGGAUUUCUGUAUUUUCGCGGCUGUACAUCAACCAAUACUCAUUAUCAUUUUAUUGGACCUCAUCUUCUGCGUAUCGAUAGAGUGUGUCAGAGAAAAAUUUCGAAGCUUGAACGACAGUCUACUCAAAUUGGCAAGACAGACUGCCACCUUGUCCUCUAAUGAAAGCCUGUCGAUUGCUGUUCGAGUUAAUGUUAAUACCACACCAAGGAAUGGAAGGGAAAGAAAGCCACUUCAGAGCAUGACGACCAAACAGUAUUACUUUUUACGAAAAAUCCGAAAAGCUCACUGGGAACUCUGCAAACUUGCAAAACAGAUUAACGACACUUUCGGACUACAAAAUUUGAUGUUUAUGGGAAUAUCGUUCGUCAUGAUUACAGGAUUAUUAUACACCAUUUAUAGUGCUUAUACAUGGCACAAUUCGACACGAUACAAAACUUUUGAAAUAACUACAUCCACCUUGUGGGUGGCCAUUUUCACGUCACAUAUUUGGAUGAUUUGUCACUUAUGCUGUAGUACCAGCAAUGAGGCUCAACGGACUAGAGAAAUUCUUUGUGAAUUUUCAACAGCAAAUAUUAAUGACGCAGAACUUCAGACCGAGGUCGACAAAUUCGCAGUACAGACGUCUCAGAAUCCCGUCAAAUUUGACGCCUGCGGUUUCUUUUACAUGGAUUACACGUUUGUUCAAAGCGUAAUUGGGUCGAUAACGACAUAUCUUGUAAUCCUUAUCCAGAUGAGUGGAUGAUCGUAAAUAGCACUGGAAGAUCAGCGACUGAGUGACAUGAAAAACUUCGCGCAUUGAACAUCAGUCAAUCGGCAAAUGAGAUCUUCGGUUACACAAAAUAUAAAAAUUCGUCACAAGUAACGGUUUCAAAAUUCUAAUUUAUCAUUUAAGUAAAUUGAUGAAGGUUGUACAUUAGGGUGCGCCAAAAGAAUUUUUUUUUUUUCAAAAGCACAUCAAAAGUUCGCAGAGCAUCUCUUAUGGUAUAUCUCAUCGAAAUAUGAGGUCUUGAUAUUGAUAUUUAGAGGUGCUUAUUUUAUUUUUUUCCAUUUUCCACUUAAAUAACGGGGAAAGGAAAUUAGAAAAUUUUAGAAUUUUGUUCUUUUAAACGGCUUGACUAAUAAACUAUCUGUAUACAAAUUCUUAUAGAAAAUUUCACGCUUUAUAAAAAAGUACUGAUAGAGAAUUUUCCCAACUCUAACCGAUUAAGAGAUAUUCGCAUAUGACUCAAUGUUUAUGGGCGAAUAUCUCAUAAUCGGUUAGAGUUAGGAAAAUUUUACCUCAGCCUUUUUUAUAGAGCGUGAAAUUUCCAAUGAGAAUCUGUAUUUAUAUCGUUUAUAAGUGAAGCUGUUUACGGGAAAAAAAAUUCAACAUUAUUCCGGUUUUCUUUAUGUGUUACAUAUUUAAAUGGAAAGUGGAAAAAACAAAAUAGGCACCUUUAAAUAUCAAUAUUAAAAGCUUUUAUUUAGAUGAGAUAUACUAUUAGAGAUGCUGUAAUAAAAUUUUCAUGGGAGUAUGAAAAAAAGAAUUUUUUUUUUUUUUUGGAACACCCUACUGUACAUACAUCACAAAGCUGU
Messenger RNA from Neodiprion fabricii, 2141 nucleotides. Its product is annotated as gustatory receptor for sugar taste 43a-like. Lineage: Eukaryota; Metazoa; Arthropoda; Insecta; Hymenoptera; Diprionidae. The transcript is spliced from 7 exons. Gene Ontology annotation, biological process: sensory perception of taste. Gene Ontology annotation, cellular component: membrane; axon; neuronal cell body. The coding region runs from base 55 to 1308 and encodes 417 amino acids. The record is from RefSeq and is a predicted model, not a curated record.